Messenger RNA from Anopheles coustani, 1889 nucleotides. RefSeq names its product glyoxylate reductase/hydroxypyruvate reductase. The transcript is spliced from 3 exons. NCBI's taxonomy places the organism in Eukaryota, Metazoa, Arthropoda, Insecta, Diptera, Culicidae. Gene Ontology annotation, molecular function: glyoxylate reductase (NADPH) activity; NAD binding; hydroxypyruvate reductase [NAD(P)H] activity. The record is from RefSeq and is a predicted model, not a curated record. The coding region runs from base 659 to 1780 and encodes 373 amino acids. Gene Ontology annotation, cellular component: cytosol.
AAUAACUUGCAAGACGGUUGGUCCCUUCAAUUGCACAUACCGUGGAUGUGCACUGUGACUACAUAUAAGAGAAACCGAAGCUUAUCACAACGAAGUUGAUGGGGAAGCACCGUGUCAUUGAUUGGUUUGUCGGUGUGACCUCAGGCCAUUAUCAAGUCCGCCGAGAGUGUUAAUCUCGCAUAAUACAAUUCUUCACUACUUUGUUUCUCUAUAAGCAAGAAAUCAUUUGAUUGCAGUUGCAUGGUUAUUGUGUACUUCCCUGGCCUUAGCACAGAUCACGAAGUAAAUUACUGUUAUCGUUGAAUUCUUUUUGCCAGGCUUCCAAACAACUUUGGCGAUUCAAUCGUUUUUCAGUGUGGCAUUGUCCGUACCCAAAACCAACAUGUAACGAAACUCGAGCACUUUCGGUAGACAAUUCUGUGACGUUUCCGAUCGGUAGUUUGCGAAGUCCUUUUUGCGCGUUUCUAAGUUUAACGGUCAGUAGUGAAUAGCAAGAUUGUGUACACAAACCUUACAUAAGGGACGUGAACGGUUUCAUUUCCGUUGUACACAAACAACGCGUUUCACUUGUAAAGCUUUCUUUGCCCCAAACAGGUGGGCCUAUUUAUUAUUAUUUAGUACCGUGUUUGCUUGCCUUCGUCCGCCUAUUGUUGUGCGUAUGCUGCUUGGAAUGAAUCCUGUGUUUCGUCAGUUUUCCGUAGCACUCAAACUUGCCAGCCAGAGAGAGGCGAUCCGAGUCCUGCAGCAUCGUAUCCCAGUGCUUGGCGCAAUAAAACAUUCUGCCAUAAGCCAUCGUCAUUAUUGCUGUUUCGAAAUGAAACCGAAGGUGUACGUAACACGAAACGAUUACGCCAGACUCGGGCUGGAUCUGCUCAGAGAAGAGUGUGAUAUUUCCAUGUGGGAUGAAGCAUAUCCCGUGCCAAGAGAUGAGUUUCUGAAACAUGUUGCUGGCAAAGAUGCUAUUUAUUGUUCACUGAACGAUCGCAUCGACAAGGAGCUGUUGGACCAGGCGGGACCAAAUUUAAAAGUUAUUGCAACCAUUUCCGUCGGUUACGAUCAUAUAGAUGUGAAGGAGUGCAAACAGCGAGGCAUACGCGUUGGAUACACACCAGACGUGUUAACAGAUGCGACGGCCGAGCUGACCGUGGCCCUGCUGUUAGCCACAGCACGUCGAAUGUUUGAAGCUAACAAACAAGUACACACCGGUGGGUGGAAAUCGUGGUCGCCAAUGUGGAUGUGCGGUAGAGGGGUGAAGAAUUCCACCGUCGGUAUUUUCGGCUUUGGCCGUAUCGGGCAAGAGGUCGCGAAACGUUUGAUACCUUUUAAACCGGCUCGCAUUCAGUUCACCAGUCGCACGGACAAGUUCCUUACUGCGGGAGAUCUGGGCGUUACACAGGUUCCUUUUGAUGAGCUGAUUGAGACUAGUGAUUUUUUGAUCAUUGCCUGCUCGUACAACGUCGAAACGGCCAAUCUUUUCAACGAUGCGGUGUUUUCGCGCAUGAAACCUUCCGCGAUACUUAUUAACACGAGCCGAGGCGGUGUGGUCGAACAGCAUGAUUUGAUUCACGCACUGAAAGCGGGUAAAAUACAAGCAGCUGGGCUGGACGUUACAACGCCAGAACCCCUACCACUCGAUAGUCCUUUGCUUACACUUCCGCACGUAGUCGUUUUGCCACACAUUGGAAGUGCCGACAUCGAAACACGCAUCGAAAUGUCGCGCAUAACAGCCUGCAACAUUCUGGCUGGAUUGAAAGGUGUAAAAAUGCUAUCGGAAGUAUAGUUCCGCAAGCCUUAUGAAUCGCUUACCUUGUUUAAUCUUUCCGGGUAAUGUAAUAAAGCUGGAUAAUUCGUCAAAUAAAAUAACACUUGUAGGAUAUUCGUUCAACACA